Messenger RNA from Pedinophyceae sp. YPF-701, 402 nucleotides. Lineage: Eukaryota; Viridiplantae; Chlorophyta; Pedinophyceae. The record is from the annotation of a GenBank genome assembly.
AUGCAGGUGGCGGUUCCGGGCAAGAGUUCCGAGAAGUGCGACGAGGGCGCGAGACAUCUCGCCGUGGCCCAGGCGAGCCAGUUCGAGGACAAGGAGUCCCUCAAGAAGGCCGUCAACUGCUACUUCAACGCCAUCGCCUGCGACCGCAAUGACCCCCAGGGCUACGUGGGCGCGGCGUACAUCGUGCUCCUGCUAGGAUCCAACAAAAGUGCGAUGCGGUACCUCGAGGCGGCGCUCGAGGUCGCCCCGGACAACAAGGACGCGCAGAAACUGAUGGCGUACGCGAAGGAGCAGGUCGAGCAGGGCAACGAGGGCCAGGAGGUGAUCCACGAGGACGAACAACAACAGCAGUGUCACGCCGACGGGGAUGUGCCGUCCAAGGGGCGGAACCGCACGCUUUGA